AUGGGCAUAUACUGCACUUACACACGAGGCUUAGUUUGCACGGCGUUCUGCGUCUUCUUCAUUGCCAUCUUAGAAGAUCCUGUUGAGUCGUCAUCAAAUGAAGUGUCAUAUGAAGUGUGCGAAUCUCGCAAUUGUGGAGGCAACCGUCCGAACAUAAGCUAUCCCUUUUAUAUUCCUGAAGAAGGAAGAGAAUUAUGCGGUUACCCUGGAUUUGAGCUCAAGUGCGAAGGAACAAAAACUAUGUAUGGUCCCUUCUCAGUUAAAAGCAUCUCCUACAGUGAGAGUUCCAUCCAUCUAGUAAGCCAAAGGGAUAAUUCUUGCUUUGUUCCUCCUCCCUUCAAUUUACUUCCCGUAAACGUCUUCCUAAAUAAGAGUGAUUCUCUUCGUCAAUUAUGGUUCUUCUAUGACUGCAUCAACACUUCUUUUUCCUUCCCAAUAUCCCCUGUGAAUUGUACUUCUAACGUCACAUACAACGGCUCUGUUGCUUUACUUCCUAAUGGCACUUUCCAUCUGCAAAGUGGAUUCUGCCAGUCAUUUGCAAUGGUACCAGUACAACUGGGGGGAGGGUUCUCUAAUCAAACUAUCAAAGAUGUCGACUACAAGGAGCUGUUGGAGAACGGGUUCCAGUUAAAAUGGGAUUUAUUGACUAACAAGAGUUGUUCUGGUUGUCAAGACAGCGGUGGCCGAUGUGGACGAUCACGAGACAGAGACUUCCUGUGCUAUUGCCCACAUGGAGCUAAUCCCUGGGACUGCAAUAGUGGCCCCGGUGAUGAGGUGGAGAUAGAUGAGCUUUUAUCUUACUAUAAAGUGAUGGCUAGUGCUGAGUCGUCGUACUGGCUAGCACCCAUGAGUGAAGAGAUGGAAUCAACUGAUCAAAAUCAAACAUGGGAGCUGGUCAAUACCCAAAGGCCAAAAGAUUGUCAGGUGCAAAUGGGUCUACAAACGGAAGGAAUACAUUCCUGA
Syzygium oleosum is the source of this 963-nucleotide messenger RNA. Its product is annotated as LEAF RUST 10 DISEASE-RESISTANCE LOCUS RECEPTOR-LIKE PROTEIN KINASE-like 1.2. Gene Ontology annotation, molecular function: polysaccharide binding. Bases 1 to 963 code for a protein of 320 amino acids. The record is from RefSeq and is a predicted model, not a curated record. Lineage: Eukaryota; Viridiplantae; Streptophyta; Magnoliopsida; Myrtales; Myrtaceae. The transcript has 2 exons.